AUGAAGGAUAAAGAUGGCGGCGAGGUCGUUGCCCCGACAAGAAUUCCCUAUUGGCGCUUGGUUGCCGACCAAGCUGGAAUCACACCAGAGGUCCUCAACCACCAGUAUGCCGGCUCUGGCACCGAACAAGACCCAUAUCUGGUCCAAUGGAUCCCCAACGACCCUCGAAACCCCAUGGGCUGGAGCAAACCAAAAAAGUGGUUCAUCACAAUGAUGGUAUCGCUUACAACACUGGCAGUGGCGUUGCUUUCCUCGGCAUAUACUGGAGGCAUCCGCGAGAUUAUUGAAGAGUUCGGAAUAUCGCAAAUCGUCGCUACCCUUGGCGUCUCACUCUUCGUGCUCGGUUUUGCUAUCGGACCCCUGAUGUGGGCUCCGUUGAGUGAACUGUUCGGCAGACAAUAUCUUUUCUUCGGCACUUAUAUGGUGUUGACAGCGUUCAACGCUGGCUGUGCCGGAGCGGAUAGCGCUAGGACUUUGAUCAUUCUACGCUUCUUCGCCGGGGCUUUCGGCUCAUCACCUCUCGCGAACUCGGGCGGCGUCAUCGCAGACAUGUUUCCGGCAGCCGAGAGAGGUCUGGCGAUGGCGCUCUUUGCAGCCGCGCCCUUCCUCGGUCCCGUCAUCGGUCCUAUUGCAGGUGGUUUUCUCGGAGCUGCCGCUGGCUGGCGCUGGGUUCUCGGGUUCUUGGCGGCCUUCUCUGGGACUCUUUGGCUUGUAGGGACUGCUCUUGUGCCUGAGACGUAUGCUCCGUACUUGCUUCGACAAAGGGCGGCGAAACUGUCCAAGAUGACAGGAAAGUGUUAUAUGAGCAAGAUGGAGCACGAUCAGGGCAAAGUCAAGCUUGCAGAGUCUUUCAGAAACGCGUUGCUGCGUCCUUGGAUUUUGCUGUUCCGGGAGCCCAUUGUCUUCCUGCUCAGUCUUUACAUGGCCAUCAUCUACGGAACGCUCUACAUGCUUUUCGCCGCCUUCCCUAUUAACGGGGUUGGUCUCAAGGAAUCGGCGGCUUAG
Messenger RNA from Colletotrichum chrysophilum, 1005 nucleotides. RefSeq lists its product as uncharacterized. Bases 1 to 1005 code for a protein of 334 amino acids. Gene Ontology annotation, molecular function: transmembrane transporter activity. The record is from RefSeq and is a predicted model, not a curated record. The transcript has 2 exons. Gene Ontology annotation, biological process: transmembrane transport. Lineage: Eukaryota; Fungi; Ascomycota; Sordariomycetes; Glomerellales; Glomerellaceae.